AUGAUAAUGUCUCUCCUAAUUGUGAGAGACUGUAUUCGUGCUUCCCAAGUCUGCAUGGCGUGGUAUAGAUCUAGUGCCUCUAUUCGGAAGAAAGAUCGACAUCUAUGGCUUAUGAAGUAUGAUCCAAUCUCCUCAACAAUCAACAUGUGCGAAAUGUAUGACCCUUCUCAUGAUAUGAUCACAUACACUAUGGAGGUUCCCGAGAUAACAAGCAAGGUGAUUUGUUACUCCAAGGAUGGUUGGUUGCUGAUGGGCAACGAGAGUUUAACUGACUUAUUGUUCUUCAAUGCAUUCACUCGUAAGCUCAUCAAUUUGCCUACUUGUGGGUAUUAUUUUGAAUGCGUUAUUUUUACUUGCGCUCCUACAUCCGAUUGCUGUUUGGUUUUCGGUUUGGCAAACUCCAAUGGAAAUCUUGUCGCAGUAAACACUUUAAGACUCGGUGAAACUGAGUGGGAGACUAGCCAGUUUUUGAGCCCUAACCCGCUUUUUGCUUGGUGCAACAAAAUUAUCUUCUCGGGAGGUCUCUUUUACUGUCUUGGCAGAUGUGGCUCGGUAGCUGCAGUUUUCAACCCAUCCGAACGAACGUGGAACACUCACCAAGUAAAAUGUGGCAAAGGUUUCACACAUUCAACUGUCGUGUCGUAUGGCACAUUUUUUGUAGAAAUUAAAGGAGAUCUGUUUUUCAUAAACACUUUGGGUGAGAAGCUUCAAGUGUUUAGGCUAAAGCGUGAUGAAGAAUGGGGUUGGGAGGAAAAGACAAGAAUUGAAGAGGGGUUUACAGUUUUCGGAAGUUCUUAUGCAUUAGAAGCUAGAUCAGACAUCCCAUGCAACCUGAGAGAUAAGAUAUUUCUAGCUGACUCUUUGGACUAUCAUCAUCCGGCAAUGCAAAACUAUGUGUUUGAAGAAGGAAAGUAUCUCCAGACUAAUCCACCUGACUCGCCCUGGGAUUUGGCCAGACACAUUUCUCAAAGCGUUUGGAUUGAACCGCCAAAACAGCUCUUGGAGUUUAUAUGA
Microthlaspi erraticum is the source of this 1014-nucleotide messenger RNA. Lineage: Eukaryota; Viridiplantae; Streptophyta; Magnoliopsida; Brassicales; Brassicaceae. The record is from the annotation of a GenBank genome assembly.